AUGGAUUACUCUGAUGAUGAUGGCAUGCUCGAUACAGAUUCAGGUGAAGAUAAUUUAUACAGUGAAAACGCUGCCGACGACAGUGAUCCUGGAUUCGCCGAGGAAGGCUUGGACAACAAGGAUUCCACAUCUCAGCUAAGUUACGUAGUUCUUAACGAAGAAGACAUUCGCAAGCAUCAAAGGACCGAUAUCGAACAAGUUUCUAUGGUUCUCUCUAUAAGCCAAGUUGAAGCGAUCGCUCUCCUUCUUCACUAUCAGUGGAAUGUUAGUAAAGUCGAAGAUGAAUGGUUUACUGAUGAAGAAAAAGUCCGUAAAAGCGUCGGUUUAUUGAAGGAGCCUCUUGAGAUUGCAACGGUUUCUUGUGGUCAUUCAUAUUGCAAGACUUGUUGGACCGGUUACAUCACUUCGAAAAUCAACGAUGGUCCGGGUUGUUUGAUUUUUAAAUGUCCGGACACUUCUUGUUCUGCCGUGGUUGGUCAUGAUAUGAUCAAUAAUCUUGUAACCAUGGAAGAGGAUAAGGAGAAAUAUAACAAAUAUUUUCUUAGGUCUUAUGUCGAAUCUAGCCAGAAGAAGAUAAAAUGGUGUCCAUCACCUGGAUGCGAACACGCUGUUGAUUUGGGAGGUGAAAGUGAUGAAAACUAUGAUGUUUCUUGUUUAUGUUCCAAUGAAUUUUGUUGGAACUGCUGCGAAGAUGCUCAUCGUCCUGUGGAUUGCGACACGGUGGCCAAAUGGAUAUUCAAGAACAAGGAUGAAUCCGAGAACACGACUUGGAUACUUGCCAAUACAAAGCCUUGUCCUAACUGCAAACGUCAGAUCGAGAAGAACCAAGGAUGCAACAAUAUGAUAUGCUCCAUUUGCAGACAUAUGUUUUGUUGGGCUUGUCUUGGUCCAUUGGGUAAUCACUCUUGCCACAGGUAUAAGGGUGAUAAGGAGACUGAAGUUAAGCGAGAAAGGGCGAAAGAGGCAAUCGAUAGGUACAUGCAUUAUUACGAAAGAUGGUCAAGCAAUCAAUCUUCGAGGGUAAUGGCUAUGGCAGAUUUGAAGAAAUUGGAAUCGGUGCAGAUUAAGAAGCUUAGUAUCAAACAUGGCAUACCGAAAACUCAACUCCAAUUCUUCGUAGAGGCAUGGCUUCAGAUCAUUGAAUGCAGAAGGGUCUUAAAAUGGACAUAUGCAUAUGGAUACUACCUUUCUGAGAAGGAAAGUACCAAGAAACGAUUUUUUGAGUAUUUACAAGGAGAAGCUGAAUUUGGUUUGGAGAGGCUACAUCAAUGUGCGGAGUUGGAGUUUAAACAGCUCGUCAAGGAAACUGAAGAUUUUUCUAAAAGUUUCGAAGAUUUCAGGAGGAAGUUAAUUGGUUUGACUAAAGUAACCAAAACUUACUUCGAAAAUCUUGUGAAAGCUUUGGAGAAUGGUCUUGCUGACGUGGAACACAAUGAGAGCAAUUCAGCAACAAAGAGUAAAAGACAAAAGUUGGUCUAA
Messenger RNA from Eruca vesicaria subsp. sativa (arugula), 1479 nucleotides. The record is from the annotation of a GenBank genome assembly. NCBI's taxonomy places the organism in Eukaryota, Viridiplantae, Streptophyta, Magnoliopsida, Brassicales, Brassicaceae.